AUGCUUUAAAAUGAAAACUCAAGACAAGUAGUAUUAAUUGGGUAUAUUGGCCAUGGUAAAACAACUCUUUUUAAUAAAAUUUGUUAGAAAAAAUAACCUGUAUAAUUUGGUGGACCAUCUGUUACUAGAGAAUCAGUUCUUAGUUAAAGCGCUUAUGGAGAAGGUUUUAAUUUGAUUGAUACUCCUGGUUUAGGGACAGAUAAAGAUAAAUUGGCUCAUGUAAUUUGCAUUGCUACAGCCCUAACAUUUGGAUUAAUACAUCAAAUUUUAAUAGUUGUUUAGUUAGAAAGGCUAGCAACAAUGAAAGAGAGGUUAAGACCGAUGAUAUAAUAGUAAUUUAAAAGAUUCAAAGAUAUCAUCACAGUUGUUGUUACUCAUUGGGAUAAAGCAGAAGAACCAGAAAAAAGAAAAUAAGAAUUAAUUGAUUUAAUUAAAGGGUAUAAUGUUAAGUCUAUGAUUUUCGUAUCAAAAGAAACAUCUGGAAAAGAUUUAUGUUAAAUGAUUGAUGUUACUCUUUAGAAUUGUGAUUAACAAGGAAAAAUUUGUUAAUUAUACUUUAUGAAAAUCAUUAUUAAUUUUAUUAGAAUUAAAAUGUUGAAAACUUGAAUUUUUUAUUAAUUUCCAAUAUCAUAAGCUGAGAUAUAAUCUCAUUUUGAUAUUAUUGAUUUAACAGAUGAUGUAAUUGAUUAACUCAAUAACGCAAAGGGUUAAGUUAGUGUUAAAUUUGAUAAAACUGCAAAAGCAAUUAAAGGUUUUAUUAAAAACUUUUCAGAUACUGAUCCAACAAUGCCUGAAGUUAUGCAUUAAUUAACAUUAGCUAUAAAAGAUUAUGCUGAUGAAACAAUUUUAAAAUUUUAAAAAGAUAAUAUGGAUCUAUUUAAUGAUUUAUAUUCAAGAUUAGAGGAUGAUAAAUUAGUUUAUUUAAUAGAUGCUUAAUUAAAAUAAGAAUUAAUAAUUUAAGUAAAUGGGUUGGUUUCUCUUGCUUAAGAAAAGAUGAAAAUUUCCAAAUAGCAAUGUUUUAAUUAUAUUAAACAGUGUCCCUAUUGUGGGGAGAUUUGGAUGAAAGUCUAUGGUUGUAAUGAAGAAACCUUUUGUGGGAAAUUGCCUGAAAAUGAAGAUUAACAUUUCAAAUAAUCAAAGAUUCCUAGAAGAUUUCAAUUUUAAUUUUAGGAAUCUGGAGUCAUUUAUAAUGAUUUGUAAAUUUAAUUUUCAGAAGUAGAUAAAAGUGAUUUACUUUAUAAUUAACUUGAGUUUUUUAGAAGUAAUAACUAAGAUAGGUAAAGAGAGCAAUUUUUUGAAAUGUAAAGGCAAUCUAUUUAUAAUCCUUUAGAAAAUGCACAUCCUUUUGAAAUUUUAAAGGGACUUAUUAGCAAUCGAUCAGAACAAAUACAACCAAGACCUAUACAACAAAGAAAUAUGUAACCAAGACUUAUACCACCAAGACAUAUACCAUCAGUCUUAAAAAAUAAUUUUCAAUUUAUAUAUUAGGAUCAUUCAAUUUUUGAAAGAAAAGGUAAGAUUGGUUGUGGUAAAUCAUUUAUAUGGCGUGAAUUAAAACCUCUAUCCUAAGAAUAGUUAAAGGAAUUGUUAGAUCCAGGUGUGUUAGAUUAUUUGGCGAAUGUAGUAAAUGAAGAGAAAUAGGCUAAAUAGAUUGAAUUAGCAACAAAAAUUGAAAGUCUAAUGAAAACCAGCAAAGUAGUUAUUCUAGAAUGA
This is a messenger RNA of Paramecium pentaurelia, 1713 nucleotides long. The record is from the annotation of a GenBank genome assembly. Lineage: Eukaryota; Ciliophora; Oligohymenophorea; Peniculida; Parameciidae.